This is a messenger RNA of Saccharomyces eubayanus, 1920 nucleotides long. RefSeq names its product coronin (gene CRN1). Bases 1 to 1920 code for a protein of 639 amino acids. Gene Ontology annotation, biological process: actin filament organization. Gene Ontology annotation, molecular function: actin filament binding. The transcript has a single exon. The record is from RefSeq and is a predicted model, not a curated record. Lineage: Eukaryota; Fungi; Ascomycota; Saccharomycetes; Saccharomycetales; Saccharomycetaceae.
AUGAGUGGGAAAUUUGUACGUGCAUCUAAGUAUAGACACGUUUUUGGUCAGGCAGUCAAAAAGGAAUUGCAAUACGAAAAACUUAAGGUUACGAAUAAUGCUUGGGACUCUAACUUGCUGAAAACCAAUGGUAAAUAUAUUGCGGUGAACUGGAACGCUUCCGGAGGCGGUGCCUUUGCUGUUAUUCCAAUUGGAGAAGUGGGCAAGGCCCCAGACCAAGUGCCUUUAUUCAGAGGCCACACCGCGCAAGUCCUGGAUACGGAUUUUGAUCCAUUUAAUGAUCGUAGAAUUGCUUCCGGUUCUGAUGAUUCUAAGAUUGGUAUCUGGGAUGUCCCGGAAAACUACAAGUUUCAUGACCAUGUAGACGAAAAUGGGGACCCAAUUGAUAUCAAGCCUGUGAAGUUUUUAACUGGUCAUGCAAGAAAAGUUGGACAUGUUCUUUAUCACCCUGUCGCCAAGAAUGUAUUGGCAUCUUCCUCAGGUGACUACACUGUCAAGCUAUGGGAUGUGGAAGCUGGGAAGGACCUGAUCACUUUGAAACACCCUGAUAUGGUAACAUCCAUGUCAUUUUCGUACGAUGGUAAUCACCUAGCCACAGUGGCCCGAGAUAAGAAAUUGAGAGUCUGGAAUAUCAGAGAUGAAAAAAUUGUCAGUGAAGGGCCUGCACAUACUGGUGCAAAAAACCAAAGGGUCGUAUGGUUAGGAAACUCUGACAGAUUGGCUACCACUGGUUUUUCUAAACUGAGUGAUCGUCAAAUAGGUAUCUGGGAUGCCUUCAAUCUCGAAAAGGGAGAUCUGGGUGGUUUUUAUACCGUUGACCAAUCAUCAGGUAUCUUAAUGCCUUUUUAUGACGAUGGUAAUAAGAUACUUUACUUGGUAGGUAAAGGUGAUGGUAAUAUUCGAUAUUACGAAUUCCAAAACGAUGAACUGUUUGAAUUGUCUGAAUUCCAGUCGACGGAAGCACAGAGAGGGUUUGCUGUGGUUCCUAAGAGAAUGGUAAAUGUCAAAGAAAACGAAAUCUUUAKGGGUUUUAAAACCGUCGUUGAUCAACGUAUCGAACCAAUUUCAUUCUUCGUUCCAAGAAGAGCAGAAGAGUUCCAAGAGGAUAUCUAUCCAGACGCACCAUCGGAUAAGCCAGCUUUAACCGCCGAUGAGUGGUUUUCUGGUAAAUCCGUGGAGGGUCCAAUACUUGUUAGCAUGAGAUCCAUCUAUGAUGGUUCUGUUCCAAGUUUCCACGAAGCUAAAAAGCCUGAAGAGGCAUCUACCCAAGCAGAGGAUCCCAAAGUUAAAGAAGCAAAGUCCGUUAAGAAAGAGGAGAAGCCACUUGAGGAAAUCAAAAAAGAAGAGAAGCAAGAAGCUCCUACACCACCAAGUUCUACCUUCUCAUCUUCCCCUACGAUUAACCAUGUGUUGAAAGAGGAUACGUCGAUUAACAAGCUGCUAAAAAAGUCCUCUGAUAUUGAUGAAGUCAAUCGCGCAGAAGAUCCAUCCAGAGAUACUUCCGGGUGGGAAGAAGCUGAUGAUGAGCCAGCUCCUGUUAAAAUCGAAACUGUUAUUACCCCAACUGAAACUAAAAAGGAGAACCCAGUUAAGGUAGAAUCUCCAAAGGUAGCAGAACCAGCACCGGUAUCAAUUGCCACAGAUAGAAACCAAGAAGAAAAGACCGCAGAGAAUGAAAACUCUCCGGCUCCUUCAUCUUCGACUACCACGACUAUUACCGCUACCACGGCCAGUACCAAGGAAUCUUCUUCAGCAGCUAAGGCUUCUACCAAGUCGUUAGGCUUAAAGCAAUCUGUUGAAAAGUUGUCCACAUUGGUUCUGCAAUUGGAAGAUGUAAUUGAUAAACUAAUGAAAGCCAACCUUGACAAGGAUGAACGUUUGUUAAAAUUGGAACAAAGGAUUAGCGAAUUGUCCAAAUGA